This is a messenger RNA of Lytechinus pictus (painted urchin), 2294 nucleotides long. RefSeq lists its product as uncharacterized. The record is from RefSeq and is a predicted model, not a curated record. The transcript has 4 exons. Bases 1 to 555 code for a protein of 184 amino acids. NCBI's taxonomy places the organism in Eukaryota, Metazoa, Echinodermata, Echinoidea, Temnopleuroida, Toxopneustidae.
AUGGUUUAUAGCCCCAUUCCUGUCGAUACUGAGAGCUCUACCGAUCACCUUCGUGUAAAGGACAGUAACACGGGCAGAAAUAAGCUAAGAGAAGAAAUCCAGAAGCUCAGAGCAGAGGUGUUGGCGUAUGAACCGGGUAAAGCAUCGGUGCAUCCUAAACGAGUUGAAUUCCCGGAGAAUCUUUACAUAGGACUUUUUGGCCGAACAGGAUGCGGGAGAACAUCGCUGAUAACUUCCCUGAAGUAUGCCACUCAUGGAAGAUUGCGAAGAGCUAAAUGGCUACAGGUAGCUACACAGGAGAAGGCCGGUGGGCACACCAUGUUCAUAAAAAUAGCUGAUAUUACGAAGAGGAUUUUUGUGAUUCAUAACCGCGGCCUCGAUGACCCUUUCACCAAUCGAGCAACUGCAGAACUGUUUGGACAGUUAGCUGGAGAGCGAGGAUAUGGAUCAAAAGUCGAAUGGCAAGAGGAUGGAGACGAGGACAAAGCAGAACGGGACUUUGUCGAGCAAAACGAAGGACAUAAACUUGGUUGCGCGGUCUUUGUAUUUAGGUAACUAGUUUACAAUAUAAAAUAGGUGUUGUCUUCCCUUUGAACCCUUAGUUCUCCGUGGAUCAUUCGCGUAUUCGGGGGGGGGGGGCAAAGGGCCCGGGCCCCCGGGUAGACGAGAGGGGAGCUCCAAAAAGAGGAAGAAAAGAGGCAAAAGGAAAAGGGGGAAAGAAGAAGAGAAAGAUACAAAUGGGGGGAAAAGAGGGGAAAAAGAAGAGGGAAGGGGGCGCCGAAAUCAUGUUCUAUCGGGGAAGGGCGCCGAGUUCAUGUUCGAUAUAGAGGACGCCGAAGUAAUGUUCGAACUCGGGGGGGGGGGGGGAUUGUUGUUUUAGUUAUGGGCGCCGAAUUGAAGUUCGACAUAGGGGGUGCCGAACUGGUGUCCGACAUAGGGGCGCCGAAUCGAUCUCCAACCUAGGAGGGGGGAUUGAUGUUCGAACUCGGGGGGGGGGGGCCAACUGAUAUUUUACUUAUGGGCGCCGAAUCGAUGUUCUAUCUAGGGUGCCGAAUUUAUGUUCGACAUAGGGAGCGGCGAAUUGAUCUUCAACCUACAUGUAGGAGGGGGCGCCGAAUCGAUGUUCGACCUAGGGGCGCCGAAUUGAUGUUUUAUAUAGGGGCGCCGAAUUGAUCUUCCUAAGGGCGCCUAAUUGAUCUUCUUAUGGGCGCCGAAUUGAUGUUCGACAUAGGGGGGGGGGGCGCCGAAUUGAAGAUUGACAUACAUGUAGGGGCGCCGAAUUGAUCUUCAACCUAGGGGCGCCGAAAUGAUGUUCGACAUAGGGGGCGACGAAUUGAAGUUCGACAUAGGGCGCCGAACAUGCCGAAUUGAUGUUCUACCUAUGAGCGCCGAAUUGAUGCUCAACUUAGGGUAGGGGGCGCAAAAUUGAUGUCCGACCUAGGGGUGCCGAAUUGAAGUUAGACAUGGGGGCCUGAAUUUGUGUUCUACCUAGGGGCGCUGAAUUGAUGUCCCACCUAGAGAGCACGGAAUUGAUGUCCAACAUAGGGGGGGGGGCUCCGAAUUUCUGUUCGACAUAGGGUGUUAAUUUGAUAUUUGUCCUGGGGCGCCAAAUUUAUAUUCAACCUAGGGAGGGGCGUCAAAUUUAUGUUUGACCUUUGGAGCGCCAAUUUGAUGUUUGUCCUGGGUAGCCGGAUUCAUGUUAAACCAAACUCAUAAUAGCUCGCAUAAAAUGCUUAUAGUUAGAUUCCCGUCCUGAUCAUGAUUACCAAAAUAGAUAAUAGAAAGUCCAAAUUCUAAAUGUCCUUAGAAUGUUCAAUCGGGAAACAUAAAGACGAAAAUACUCCCCCUGUUGGCGAAAGCUGGACCCGCCACUGGUAUAGUAAUUACAGCUCAUACAUCAUUUUAGUAGGGCCUAUUCUCUGACAUAUAUGAUGAGAAGUUAAACUAAAUUGAAACCACAAAGUGCUUAAAAUGUUAUGCUUUCUGGUCGCAUUUUCUAUUAGGCUUGUAAAAAAAUGUAUUACAGCAUAUUCAUGGAUGGUGGUAUUCGAUUGCCUAUUUGGAUAUGAAAUAAGAUAAUUCAACAUACAUCUAAGGCAUCUAUUGCUUGGCGGGAGGUGCGCCAUUGACGGUUUAGACAAUUAGACAAUGUUUAUAGCGAAAAAGAUUAUUGUAUUAUUGAACCUUUCACUUAUUUACACAAUCUGUCGUCAAUACCAGGGGCCGUAUUUUGAAAAUUGUCUUUAGAGAAAUAUUCUUGUAUCUAUAGAGUUACAAUAAAAUCUGUAUUCCUA